AUGAAGACCACCUUCGUUUCCGCGAUUGUGCUGCUUGCCGGCCAAGCCGCGGCCCAUAUGGCCAUCACCUACCCGCCGCCUCUGCGAUCCAAGGACAACCCCUUCGCCGCCAACGACAUCGACUACAGUAUCACCAGCCCUCUGAGUGCUUCUGGCAGCGAUUUCCCCUGCAAGGGCACCUUGAACCUUCUUGGAACCGCGGAGGCUUCUCCAGUUGCUACUUGGCAGGCCGGCCAGCAGUACAACAUGACCAUCUCUGGCGGUGCCAACCACAAUGGCGGUAGUUGCCAGGCUUCCCUCUCCUUCGACAGCGGCAAGACCUUCACUGUCAUCCACAGCUACAUCGGUAACUGCCCCGUUGCUGGCACCUCGUCUCUCAAGUUCACCUUGCCUGCCGACACCCCCUCCGCCAAGGACGCCCUCUUCGCCUGGACCUGGUUCAACAACGUCGGUAACCGAGAGUUCUACAUGAACUGCGCCGUCAUCACCAUCACCGGUGGAGGUGGCAGCGCUUCCACCCCCUUCAGCAGCCGUCCCCAGAUCUUCAAGGCCAAUAUCGCCAACGGCUGCAGCACUGUAGAGGGAUCCGACGUCCUAUUCCCCAACCCCGGCCCACCUGAGGAUGUCACCAACGCCGGCACGAAGACGGCAGCCCCCGUUGGCACCUGCGACGUCGCAGUCGGUGGUGGCAGCUCUGGAGGUGGUGGUAGCAGCUCCCCAAGCAGCUCGGCCAACGUUGUCGCCCCUAAUCCGUCCACCCCGGCCGCUUCUCAAGUUUCUCAGCCGAGCAUUCAGUCGACCACUCGUGCUGCUGGAGGUGCAUCUUCAUCUGCUCAACUCCCUGGCGGUGUCUUCAUCACAGUCCCGCCUUCUAGCAACUCUGCUGUUGCCUCACCUGCUCAGCCAACCACACUCGCAACCGUCAGCAUUCCUGCCUCAUCCAGCGAAGAGUGCACCGAAGGAUCUUCGGCACCCACCGCUGUGCCUGCUCCCACUUCGGCAGUCAUCCCCCCCGCUGCCCCUUCUGCUGCCCCUUCUGCUGCUCCUUCUGCCGCCCCUUCCGCCGCUCCGUCUGCUAUUCCCUCUCCCGGCGCUGGAACUGGUGAUGCCGCCGACGGCUCCAUGACCCCGGGCAAAGCUUGCACCCCUGAGGGUCAGUGGAACUGCGUUUCCGGCACUUAUUUCCAGCGUUGUGCCUCUGGUCAAUGGUCGGUGCUCAUGAGUAUGGCUCCUGGCACCAAAUGCCAGUCUGGCACAACCGAGGUUCUGGUCUGGCAGAAAAAGAGAGCCCACGGUCGCCGCUCCCUACGCGCCAGACACCAUAUCUAA
Molecule: messenger RNA, 1329 nt
Organism: Colletotrichum orchidophilum
Lineage: Eukaryota; Fungi; Ascomycota; Sordariomycetes; Glomerellales; Glomerellaceae
Product: extracellular protein
Exons: 3
Coding region: 1-1329 (442 amino acids)
Source: RefSeq, a predicted model, not a curated record